Messenger RNA from Pygocentrus nattereri (red-bellied piranha), 2134 nucleotides. Its product is annotated as zinc-binding protein A33-like. The transcript has 6 exons. Gene Ontology annotation, molecular function: zinc ion binding; protein binding. The record is from RefSeq and is a predicted model, not a curated record. Bases 45 to 1493 code for a protein of 482 amino acids. Lineage: Eukaryota; Metazoa; Chordata; Actinopteri; Characiformes; Serrasalmidae.
GUCUUUGAGGGACAGCGCAACAUACAGAUUCAUGGCUGAGCUUAAUGUCCUGGCAUAAACAAAUGGCAACCGAAUGUCCUUUCUCCAAAGAGGAUGUGCGAUGUCCUAUAUGCGGUGACAUUUAUACCUUCCCUGUUACACUGUCGUGUCAACAUAACUUCUGCAAAGCCUGCAUUCAGGCACACUGGGAAAGGAAACAAUCACAAGAGUGCUCAGUAUGUCACCGCAGAGCGAGCACAAGAAGACCCCCAGUCAACCUGGCUCUUAAAAUAGCAUCGGAUACCUUCAAAAAUCAAGCAAACCGGAACUUGGUGAAAUACGACCUCUGCUUAAUACACAAGGAGGAGCUGAAGCUUUUCUGCCAUAAAGAUGGGAAAACAAUCUGUACUGUUUGCCACUCAUCAAGGGACCAUAAAGACCAUGAAUGUUGUCCUAUUGCAGAGGCAGCAGCUGACAGAAAGAAAGAGCUUUCAAAAAAGUAUGACGCUUUGAAAAAACAUCUAAACAGUAUCAAAAAGAUGAAGGGAACAUUGGAGGAACUUCAAGGAUUUAUAGAGAUCCAGUCUGCUGACGCUAAAGCUCAAAUGAAAGAGGAAUUUGAGAUGCUCCACAGGUUUCUGAGGGAAGAGGAGGCUGCCCGGCUGAUGGUGCUAAAAGAGGAGACCACCAAGAAGACUCAGGCAGUCAGGAAGAGGCUGGAGGACAUCACUCAAACGUUUGAAGAACUCUCAGAGAUCUUAGAUGACAUUGCACAUACCAUGAAAAAGGAUGAUAUCUCAUUUCUGAAGGACUGCAAGGAAGCAAUAAGAAGGGCUUGUUACCCAACACAGGAAAUGCAGUACACAAAUGAUGUUCUCAUAGACACGGCCCAGUACCUGGGAUCAUUAAGAUUUGGGGUUUGGAAGAGAAUGGAAGAAGUAGUGAAGCACUGUCCUGUUACUCUUGAUCCCACCACUGCCCAUCCUAACCUGAUCCUCAGUGAUGAACUCUCAAGUGUCUGUUAUGGAAAGAAGCAGCAACUUCCGGACAACCAUGAGCGCUGUUCUAGCCGCAUGGCGGUGCUGGGUUCUACCGGCUUCACGUCAGGAAAGCACUGCUGGGACGUGGAGGUGGGGGAAAGCCGGGAGUGGUACAUCGGAGUGGCACGACAAUCCAUCAAAAGGAAGACAAGUGUCUUUCUCAACCCUUCAGAAGGGUUCUGGGUCAUUGGACUAAACAACGGGGACUCAUACUGGGCUCAGACUUCUCCUCGUUUCCGCCUAGCACUGAAGAAGAAGCCACAGAGGAUUACUGUGGAACUAGACUAUGAGAAGGGGAAGGUCACGUUUUCAAACGCUGCAGAUGGAAGCAUGAUCCAUGCUUUCAAAGACAGGUUUACCGAAAAGAUGUUUCCUUACUUUGCCCCAGGGAUUCAUGUGGAUGGUCAGUAUCCGUUAAAGAUCUGUCCUCUAAAGGUAUCCAUAAUGCUCCAACAAGAUGUACAACACAGUUAAAGCUGAAAAAGAACAGUGAUAUGAUGUUGGUCUUCUACUCAGUAUGAUCAAUUGUACCACAAACAAAAACAGCAUCAUAAAUUUCACAUCAUGUAAACCAUGCAAGGACAUCCAAGGCACUGACACUCACACGUAACACAGACCAGACACAUCUGAAUUUGAUCUGUUGUCAUCUGUGUUAUGCACGAAUGCCCUUGUCUUGAAGGCCAUGAUGUCUCAUGUUAAUGAAAACUAAACGGCCACUGCAACCCCUUUUCAGUGAAUUUCAGUUCUGGUUCGUCUUGCGUCUUUUGGACCAGUACUUUAAUGUAAUUGUACAGCUGCUCUUUUUAAGAACUCUUAAGAUCUUAAAAAGAUCUUAGAACUCUUUUCUAACCCUGUAUGUUCAUUGUUCUGUUUUAGUGCCACCUAAUAAUGUUACACACACUAUUUAAUGUUCAUCCAUACAAAGUAACACAUGCUCAACAUCAAUUUGUAUGGAGCAAUUCCAUCGCAAAAGAACGUUUCAAACGAUGGUUCUUUAAAGAACCCUUUUGGUUCCACAAAGAACUCUUAAUGUUAGCUCUUCUGCUCAGCUCCUGCAGAAAAGAAGAAUUUGUACGCAUCUCUAACUUUGAUACAUCUUAUAAACUGAAACAAGU